Molecule: messenger RNA, 4112 nt
Organism: Phlebotomus papatasi
Lineage: Eukaryota; Metazoa; Arthropoda; Insecta; Diptera; Psychodidae
Product: probable G-protein coupled receptor CG31760
Exons: 10
Coding region: 1132-3417 (761 amino acids)
Biological process (GO): G protein-coupled receptor signaling pathway
Cellular component (GO): membrane
Molecular function (GO): G protein-coupled receptor activity
Source: RefSeq, a predicted model, not a curated record
AGUCGUGUGCGGGCUUUCUCAGUGACGACACAGGUGGUUAUUUUACAUCAUCCUCCUUCCACUGAAGGAGUAAAUCUCAGACAAUCUUUUUUUCAUCUGUUCAACACCGCCCUCGCCAGUGUGUCUAGAGGAGUUGCUGUUUUUUUUUGUUUCUGUUUUUGGGGGGGAGGUGAACUAGGAAGGGUACAUUGUGUGGUACUGGAGCAAAAGGGCAAAAGUGAGUGUCGGAAAAGUGCUGGAGUCUAUUUGACAAAGAUUGCAUUGGGGAAGAGUAGCAAAUGCAUUUGCUAAUGGUGUCUCCUACCCACCUAGCCUGAAAAAGCUGUCGCCCUUCAGCCCCCCACCUUGUCAACCUCAUCAUUUGCAAACCAUCUACGGGAGACAUACCAUUCAAAUUUCAUUAUAAUCCCAUUUUUGCCCUCCUCCGAUGAUGGUACUGGGAUGAAAAGUGGGAUCUGUGAAUGGGAGGAUGUGGUUGUGUUAAAAAUAUGUGCGGAGCUCCGACGGUGAAGGAUAAUGUGCUACAAAGUGUACCCAAAAAAGCUCAUGAGGGUGAGGGUGCUCGUGUAGGCGUUCUCGGGGGCAUUUUCAUAUGCCUUUCAUCUAAGUGUCUUUCGUGAUACAUUUUUUUUAAAUUAAAAUUUAAUAACAGAAGCCAUUCUGGGAGCAUUUAAUGUAAUUGAAAAUUUUUCAAAUCCAGCAUUCACUGAAUGUGCAGCAAGUGUUUGUGUUCAGUGCCAGUGAAAAGUGGCUAAAAACGAGUUGGGGGGUGUAAAAAGGACAAUUAGUGCUUUUUUUCUCCUCUUAUAUUGUUGUUGUUGCUGUGAAGAAGUCUCUAGGCGAAGAAGCACAAAUUAUACGCUUCUGGUGUAAAUUGAAAUUGAGAGAAUAAUGCAGAGAAUUGCAAAAAAGUGAGACCAGUGGAGACUCUCAAGAUAAGAAGGAGAAAAUUGUAUUUUCUUAUCAUCUUCAAAUAACUUGGGAUAUAAAUCCAAUAAGCAGUACUCUAGCAAGAUAACACUAAUGGAUUAAAAGUGCACCGAGUAUCAUCAGUGACAGGAUAUUGCAGGAUGCCUCCACUGCUGUGAAAUUUCCAACGUAGCAUCACUGAAGGUCCAUGACUUGUGCGAAAUGCGAGAACUUCCAGUGUGGCUCUGGUGUAGCCUCAUCCUUCGUCUGUCAAUAUUCAUCGGGCAUUGUUGGGCAGCUUCCGGUCCAAAUGGCAUUUUUGCCACAUUCAGCACUCCUGGCGAUAUUGGCAAGGAUGCCAUCGAGGAGUCCCUACAGACAAUACAUGACAUAGCAACGGAAAAUCUGGGCAAGUAUUGCCUUUCGAGGGCAUUUCGCCCACUGAGGAUUCCUCUUCGUGUCGAACGCUACGAGGGAGCACGCCAGAAGGCUGACUUGGCUGCUACAGUUCUGCAGGAUGUGGGGGUCAAUCGACAUGGAGGUCUUUUAGACGCUAUCGCAAAAAGCCUCUUGAGCGACAUUCACGUGACUUCAGCACGAAUUUUAGCGCUCAACAUCACAAAUGGAGCAAUCAUCACUGCCGUGUGGUGGAACCAACAGUUAGGUGGCCUCGGUGGACCACAUAGGGUUGAAGAGGAGGGUCUGAGUGUGGGUUCGAAGCCAGAUAUGAAUUAUCCCUGGUUUGAGGAUGAAAUGUCAUCACCAGGACUACGGUCACCUAAGUUCUCACCAAGUCCCAUCAGUGUAUCUUUCAAAGGCUGGUGGACCUACCCUUAUUAUCUGUGUAGCCACCGAAGGUGGACGCUUUCGUACAGUGUUGCAAUCCCACCGACUAGUCGACAUGGUGUACGGGGAUUCCUCAGUGUAGAUAUAGACGUCUCGGAUCUACACGUGAAUCAGUGUGGUCCAGGAGAUGAUGAGGAAGAGAACUCUAUGGAAAUCGACGCCCUUCUGGGUUCACACAAGUGCCAUCCAACCACAAUGCAGUGUGAUCAUCGAUUUUAUGGUGGAGGAAGGUCAAAAGGCAGUUAUAAUGGAAAUGGUGAGGGAUGGCGUCGUGGGGAUUACCAGUGUCUCUGUAAGCCGGGUUUCUACUCAUCUCGGCAUCCCUUUGGCUUCAAUGGUUCCGUCAUGGAGGUGGCAUAUCAGGAGUAUUGGAAUAAUGAAAGUACCAUUUAUAUGGAUAAAUUCCAAUGUCUCAAAUGUGCCGACGGCUGUGGCAAUUGUCUGGGUCCUGCUCCAUGCUUGGCCACGUACAACUGGGUCUUCCGCAUCACACUCCUAAGCGUUUCUGUCCUUUGCGCCCUAUUCACCAUUUCUUUAGCCUUCUACAUGUACCGCCAUAGAAAGGUCAAGGUUUUCAAAGUGGCUAGCCCGAUUUUCUUAACCAUCACACUAUUGGGAUGUUCCUUCAUGUACCUCGAGAUGGCCGCAAUAUUUCCAAUUCUAGACACAUGCAGUUGUAUCGCUACCAAAUGGACCCGUCAUAUGGGCUUCUGCAUUACAUAUACGUCCCUGCUCAUGAAAACUUGGCGUGUUUCACUAACGUACCGUGUAAAGUCCGCUCACAAAGUAAAGCUCACGGACAAGCAACUACUACAGUGGAUGGUACCCAUAUUGCUUGUGAUGUUGAUCUACUUGGGUACCUGGACUCUGUCUGCCCCACCGACAGCCGAAGAGAUUACCGACCAGUAUGGACUGAAGUUCAAGCAGUGCUCAUACAACUGGUGGGACCAUAGCCUAGCUAUUGGGGAAGUACUCUUUCUGGCUUGGGGUAUUCGAGUCUGUUACAAUGUUCGCCAUGCUGAAUCUAUGUACAACGAGGCAAGACUCAUUUCGUACGCCAUCUAUAACAUAGCCCUCGUCAAUACCACCAUGGUGGCUUUUCACUUGUUCAUAUUUCCCCAAGCGGGACCGGAUAUAAAGUAUCUAUUGGGAUUCAUACGCACCCAACUGUCGACAUCAGUGACCGUAGCCCUUGUGUUUGGACCCAAAGUUGUGAGGGUGUUACGGGGUCAGGGGGACCAGUGGGACAAUAAGGCACGUGUACGUGGUGUCACAGCAUCCUUCUCCCUCAAUGGCAUUGGCCUCGUGCCUGAGGACUCUCCAGACUUGUAUCAGGAGAAUGAGGAACUCAAGGAGGAAGUACAGAAACUUGCUGCCCAGAUUGAAUUUAUGCGAAUUGUGAAUAUGGAGAUGAAUAAUAGACACCUCAAACCCAAGCCCGGAGGAUACUUCACACUCACAUCCAGUCUGCAAAGUCCAUUGUGCAAAGCGUCAAGUAGUCAGAGUCAAUCUAUUAAGCAAAUGACUGCACAUGUCAAUAAUGCCACCAUUAGUGAUGAUGGACAUAGUGGAUCAAACAGCAUUGGUACCAAUUCAAUUGGCUACCCGGCGGCUCCAUCGCAUGCAACAAGUGGUCAGUUGAAUAUUAGCGAACGUGUUUGACAUGGACUCCGAAGUGGUCAGAACUGCUCGUUGGCUUCCAGUUCCACAACCAGUAAUUCCCCAAGUAAGACAUUCGAUAUUCGAAUCCCUAUUUACGUGUAAGAGCGCCAAAAUCAACAGUAUUCUACAGCUCAAACAAAUUGAACAAGUAUAAUAUUGCUCAUAAACUCUUUUUAUUAUAACCAGACUAACAAAGAAAAGAUACUUCUAUAUGUGUUGAUGUAUAAGAUUUCCAUAUAAGAAUGGAUUAGAAUCGUUUUUUUUUCUUUGGUUAUUCAAAGCUUCAUUUCUCUAGGGAUGUAUUGAAUGUGAAUGACCACCACGAGAGAAUGCAUGAGUAAGAAAUAAGUCUCAAAAUGGGGCAAAAUAGGAUGAGAACAACAAUUCCUUGUACAUAAACAUAGUGAAUAAGCUGGUUGUCAUUUUACAUAAUGAAAUGCUUAUCCCUUACGGAUUCACGUGAACUUCUACAUGUUCUUUAUGGUGAGAAAAGAAAAGUUAGAUAAGAAUAAAAAUAUUUUCAGCCACUGUGUUGCCAUUAAAUGGCCUUUUCAUCUAUUAAAACGGGUGAUAAAACACCAAGAAAACAUUAUAUUUUAUCACCAUCAUCGAGUAAUUCUGUUCACUUCGGGAAUGACUUAAAUUGCUGAACCAUUUCAACACAGACGAGAAUGUUAAAAAAUCACUAGAGAAAA